Molecule: messenger RNA, 1687 nt
Organism: Mercurialis annua (annual mercury)
Lineage: Eukaryota; Viridiplantae; Streptophyta; Magnoliopsida; Malpighiales; Euphorbiaceae
Product: nicotinamide adenine dinucleotide transporter 1, chloroplastic
Exons: 9
Coding region: 378-1454 (358 amino acids)
Biological process (GO): NAD transmembrane transport
Molecular function (GO): NAD transmembrane transporter activity
Source: RefSeq, a predicted model, not a curated record
AAUUUAAAGAUGCAUAUUGAAUUGAAUUGAAUAUCCUGAGUUCUUAACAGACAGUGUCAAGUGUAAGCAGACAAAGGAAAGUUUUGAUUUUGACAUCUUCAGCUUCUCCAAAACCCAAUCUUUCAAUCAAGAACACAACUUUUUCCUUCUGGGAUCUCUCGGUAUUCUUCAAAAACAUUACCAAUUAAUUGACUUUUUCAAAAAAGAGUUUCAAACCCUUCAAGGAAGUUUAUUUUCUUGAAAUCAAACCCUUCAAAGAAGUUUAAUUUCUGUUCAAAUUGUUGCCUCCAAUGAGGUAAAUGUAAGUAUAUAUAGAUCUGCUAUGGGGGUUUGGUUCUGUAUUAUCGAAUUUUUUGUAUUUUAGUUAAGUUUUAAGGAUGAGUAGUCAAACUGGGGAAUCAUCAUCACAUAGUCCAACCCCCAGAGAAUUGGUUUGCCAUGCUGGUGCUGGUGCUGCUGCAGGUGCAAUUGCUGCUACUUUUGUUUGCCCCUUGGAUGUGAUCAAGACAAGGUUACAAGUUCAUGGCUUGCCUACAGCUUCCAAUUCGAGUCAUCCAGGAAGCAUCAUUGUAACAAGUUUUCGGAAUAUAAUUAAGACCGACGGUUUUAAGGGAUUGUAUCGUGGGCUCUCUCCAACAAUAAUUGCACUACUUCCAAACUGGGCGGUGUAUUUCACAGUUUAUGAACAACUCAAAGGCCUACUUCUCUCACAUGGGGAUGGCUCUAAUGAACUUUCAGUUGGCGCAAACAUGGUAGCGGCUGCAAGUGCUGGUGCUGCAACAGCCAUUGCUACCAAUCCUCUGUGGGUUGUGAAAACCAGGCUCCAAACGCAGGGAAUGAGAGCAGAUGUCGUUCCCUACAAAAGUGUAGGUUCAGCUUUAAGAAGGAUUGUACGUGAGGAAGGCAUACGAGGCUUGUACAGUGGCAUUCUGCCUUCUUUGGCUGGGGUAACUCAUGUUGCAAUCCAGUUUCCUGCAUAUGAAAAGAUUAAAUGUUGCAUAGCUAAAAAGAAAAAUACGACAGUUGAUCAUCUAAAUACUGGCGAUGUUGCAAUUGCUUCUUCAACAGCCAAAGUGGUUGCUUCUAUAUCGACUUAUCCACAUGAGGUUGUGCGAUCACGGCUUCAAGAGCAAGGGCAAGUCAGAAAUUCGGCGGUUCAUUAUUCCGGUGUUAUUGAUUGCAUCAAGAAAGUGUUUCAAAAAGAAGGUAUUCCUGGAUUUUACCGUGGUUGCGCAACUAACCUAAUGAGAACAACUCCGUCUGCGGUUAUUACAUUUACCAGUUACGAGAUGAUAAAUAGAUUUUUGGAUCGGGUUUUGCCACCGGACAAGAAGCAUUCGCGGGAGCAUCCUGAAUCCGCUGGCCGUUCCCAACCUCCCUUAGAAACGCAAACAAAUAAGAGAACUCCCGCAGUUCCGCUAGGAAACAAGGAGCAGCUAACUGCAGCACACUGAUUCACUAUUGUUUCAUCCUAAAUGAGAUGGAUAAUCACAAGUGAAGGUGAAUAAAAAUGAAAAUUUUGUUUUUCAAUUUGUUAAUUCUCGCUCGGAAAGGUCGGUCCAAAGUAGUAUUCUUUGGUGCAUAAAAAUGCAAUUCUUUGCUUGAUCACAUGCCUUUUUGUGGUGGUGUAUUAGUGUAUUAUGAUCAUUGUUGUCAUUGAGUUCAUCCUCCUGUCCUGUUUCUUUCA